Messenger RNA from Ascoidea rubescens DSM 1968, 515 nucleotides. RefSeq lists its product as uncharacterized. The record is from RefSeq and is a predicted model, not a curated record. The coding region runs from base 34 to 294 and encodes 86 amino acids. Lineage: Eukaryota; Fungi; Ascomycota; Saccharomycetes; Ascoideales; Ascoideaceae. The transcript has a single exon.
GCCGGAUGCGGUAGGGCGCUCGAUUGGGAGAAAAUGCUGCCUGUUCGAGAAGGGCCCCGGAAAGCCCUUGCGGCGGCAGGCACGCGUCCCGAUGGGGCAAUUCAGGCUCAGACGGGAGGGCCUCAGGGAGCGAGAGAGGCCUGCCGCAUUGGGCGUGCUGUUCGCGAACGGCUGUUCGGGAGCGCAGAGAAGCAGAGGAAGGAAGGAGCAGCAGAAGAAGCACACGCAGCAGAACCAGCAGAACCAGCAGCAGCAAAGCAGCGGUGGGUUGCCUUCGAGGGCUCAGCUGUCUGAGGCACAGGCCAAAGCUCCAGUCGAGGCAUGGCCGAAGUGUGUUUAGGCUUCAGCCCAAGGUGUUUGAAUUCGUUUUAAGAUUUUGGCUAAAGUUUUCUAAAAAUUCUAUUCCAAUUAUUGAAUUUGAUCAACUUUUAUUAGGUUUUCUCAAAUUUUAUCAAAUAUUAUUCAUUUUUCUUGAAUUCUGAUUAAAUUCUGAUUAAAUUUACACUUUAAAUCCA